Paramuricea clavata is the source of this 1590-nucleotide messenger RNA. The record is from the annotation of a GenBank genome assembly. NCBI's taxonomy places the organism in Eukaryota, Metazoa, Cnidaria, Anthozoa, Malacalcyonacea, Plexauridae.
AUGGAAUUACCAAAGUUAAGUGGGGAAAUUAACACUGUGGGUGCUUCAUCCAAGAAGUCACAACAAACUGUGAAGUUACAAAGGUACACUAUCACACCAUUUUCUGGAGAUUAUAAGGAUUGGCUCCGUUUCUGGAACCAAUUCAGUGUGGAGGUCGAUGGGUCGACCUUGUCAGAGAUCAGCAAGGUUCACUACCUAUUGGAAUUAGUGAAGGACAAACCUAGAGAUGACAUUGUGGGUUUGCCACAUUCGAUUGAAGGUCACAAAGAAGCAAAGCGCACACUGCAAGAGAAUUGUGGAAAGGACAGCAAGGUUCACAGAGCGUUGAUAAAAGAUCUAGAAAGCCUCCAUACCAUUACAAGCAUCCACAAGCUGGAGUCCAUUCACGACUUCUAUAACAAAUUUUCUAGAAUUGUGAGAACACUAACCACUAUGGAUAAAUUGGCAUCAGCACAAUCAACCGUUUAAACUCUUAUGGACAAGCUAGGACCAGUUCGAGAAGUCUUAGUACAAAAGGAUGACGAUUGGGAAGAAUGGGAUCUUAAGCAACUUGUAGAUAACUUGAAGAAAUAUGUUGAUCGACACCCAUUGCGUGUGGAGGAGAAAGAAGUCAAGGUGAUAAACUCUUGUUUGGUAAUGGGGGAAGUGGAUACAGACGACCGAAAUGUAUUUAUUUUGAUUUCUCUGAGCAUUCUGCUGUAAAGUGUACAAAGGUUUUGAGUGUGGCUGAUCGUCGGGGCAUAAUGAGGCAAAAGAAAGCUUGCUUCAACUGUGCAUUACCAGGACAUCCUGCAUCAACAUGCCGUGCGCAAGGGUGCCACAAGUGUGGGCAGAAGCACCAUACCAGGCAAACAAGUGCGUCUCAUGAUUGAUACAGGAGCCAGCAGUUCGUAUAUCUGUACUGAUGUUAUUACCGAGUUAGGAUUACAGCCAGCCAGGAAGGAGAGACGUUGCAUUGAACAGAUGUAUGGAUCAAUGACCAAAGUCGUUGAGGUUUACAACGUAACUGUUAAAUCGACAAUCGGGAACGAAUUCAAAGUUGAUCUGGAGUGCAUCAACGCAGAGAAAUCUAUCCUGACCCAUUUACCAAAUCCAAACGUUGAGCAAGUGAAGAGGAAGCAACCACGCCUGCGUCGACUAAACAUUAGUGAAGAGAAGUCAACUGGAGACACCCUACCUGUUCAUAUCAUGCUGGGAGUUGCUGAUUUCCAACGCAUCAAGUCUAGUGAGUCACCAAUAUUGGGUAACCAACCAGAGAAGGAUCCAGGAGCAGAAUUUACAAUGUUGUGUUGGACACUGUAUGGAAGUGUUCGAACAAGUGACCAGUCAGACAAGCAGUUCCUUCUUAAUACUGGGCAAGAGGAGUUUGAGCGGUUAUGCAGUGGUGAUGUUCUUGGUGUGACUGACCCUGUGGACAUGUCAUCAUUGAACAUGAGGAAUUCAAGAAACAGCUUAUACAAAACCAAGAUGGAUUUUAUGAAACAAGAUUACCGUGGAAGGUUGGACACGUACCGUUGCCAGAGAACAAGAAUCAGUCAACAGCUAGACUGUACAGUGUUACACGGAAGCUCAAAAGGAUUGGAAAAUUGA